GAAAUGAGUCAGUGCAGCAAAAGAUGCAUGAUGUCCUUGGCUUGCCUGCUUGAUUUUGGGCUAACGUGGACUCUAAACUGAGCUUAUAAGUGGUGGCAGGUAUUUUUUUAUCUCUUAUAACCAGGUAAGAUAUACUCUGGUUGACUCUAAAAGAAAGCUCGUUAUGCCCUUUCAUAAAUACCCUCCCAAAGUUUGGGAAGCCCUAAAACUGAAGCAGGGCAUCUACGCUCGUCUGCCCAAACACUACCUCAAGUCCCUGGAGCAGAAAGAACCUACCCCUGUUCAUUGGAGGCCUCUGGGGGUCCAGUAUCGAGCAAACCCAAAGACAGGGCAGAAGGAACGGGUACAGGAUGUCCCGAUCCCCAUCUACUACCCUCCGCCCUCCCAGGACGGCCUGUGGGGAGGAGAGGGCUGGAUAUCAGGCUUCAGAUACGCUAACGACGACAAACUGUCUACUCGUCUGAGGAAGACCUGGAAACCACAGCUCUUCAAGAGGGAGUUGUACAGCGAGAUCCUUGACCACAAUUUCACCAUCACAGUCACACCGCGUACUCUGAACCUAGUCGAUGCUGCCUACGGAUUUGACUUUUACAUUCUUAAAACACCGAAAGAAGACUUGAACUCCAAGCUGGGGAUGGACCUGAAGAGGGCCAUGCUGCUUCGCCUGGCACGCAAAAGCACAGAGCUUUACCCCAGUGACCCUGUGAAGAGAGAGAAGGUCUAUGUCAAAUACAAGCAGUUUGAGAUCCCAGAGGAGGAGGCUGAGUGGUUGGGUCUGAGUCUGGAGGAGGCUGUGGAGAAACAGAGGCAGCUCGAGCAUAAGGAGCCGGAGCCUCUGUUUAAGGACUGUGUGGAAAAGCUGGUGGAGGAGCUGCACAUCCAAAAACUCUCAGAGCCGCACCUCAUCGAGAAGUAGUGAAGACCUGAACUGUUUCUGCAGGACAAGAGGAAGCUUGAAAGACUGAAAAAUGAAGUAGGUUGAACUGUCAUGCUUCUCCAGAAGGUGGUGGGAGUCACUUUUUCAGCGCUGAUAUUCACCUGGGAGAACUUUCUGCAGUUUCAACCUGAAUUUCUAUCUGAGAAUAAGAUGAAGGGUGACGAAUCAAGAGGUAAAGCGCAGAGUAAUGUUUGUUUGUUUAUUUAUUUACCCCUGCUUUGAAUGUCUUUACAUUAGACAUAAUGAUCGAAGAAGAAGCGUCCAUCAGUGUAAAUAGUAUCUGAGCAGCUGUGAUAUCAGGCCCCUGUACAGGAUAGAUACACAAAUAAAAUUUUUCUUUUUUCUUAAACUUUA
Notolabrus celidotus (New Zealand spotty) is the source of this 1291-nucleotide messenger RNA. RefSeq names its product mitochondrial ribosomal protein L28 (gene mrpl28). Gene Ontology annotation, cellular component: mitochondrial large ribosomal subunit. The record is from RefSeq and is a predicted model, not a curated record. The transcript has 6 exons. Bases 164 to 916 code for a protein of 250 amino acids. NCBI's taxonomy places the organism in Eukaryota, Metazoa, Chordata, Actinopteri, Labriformes, Labridae. Gene Ontology annotation, molecular function: structural constituent of ribosome.